GCCAUCGAAGAAGAAGAAGGAGAACACACGAGCGCUGUCAUGUAAUCACAACAUCAUCAAGGUUAUCGUUGAGAAAGCGAAGAGAAAUGUGAGCAACAUCUUCCGAUUUGACCGGAACAGAGUGUCGUUUUAUUAGGUCACCAUGAGCAUCCCCAGUUGCUUGUCCACCGCUGCCAGAAGCCGGAGCCUCAUCCACAGCCUGUCUUCUCCUGCCCUCGGCCUUCUCUGCUGCCGACUGCUGGGACCAAAGUCUGCCUCCAGAAGAAAUAUGUCCUCUAGAAGACAGAUGGAUCACCUGGAGAGGACGGCAAGCAACUCCAGACAAAAUGCUGUGUAUCCAGCGGAAGUGUGUGGGAUUAUAAAUGAGUCAGAGACGGUAAAACGAUUGAGGCUAGCCGCCCAUCCAGAUUUUACCUUCAAAGCGGGACAAUGGGUGGACUUCUUCAUCCCCGGCGUGGAGACGGUGGGGGGUUUCUCCAUGUGCUCCAGCCCGGGCCUGCUCCAGCGAGAGGGCGUGAUUGAACUCGCUGUCAAAUACACCAAACACCCCCCGGCGCACUGGGUCCACACCAUGUGCACAGUGGGCUCCAGGGUGGCCAUGCGUGUCGGUGGAGACUUCUUCUUUGAUCCGUCGCCCUCUGACCCCUCCGUGGAUCUACUGCUGGUGGCUGGCGGUGUCGGGAUCAACCCCCUGUACUCCAUCCUGCUGCACACGGCAGACCUGCUGCGUCUCAGCCGGGCCUCGGGAGGCCGCGGCCACAACGUCGGCUCCGCCCACCUCUGCUACAGCGCCAAGAACACGCAGGAGCUGCUUUUCAAGAGCUCCAUCAUCGAGGCGUGUCGGGAGUUCCCUGACAAGUUCUCCUGCGACUUCCACGUCACGCAACAGAGCGCAGAUGUUGACCCACACCUCCAGCCAUUCAUCAACCGUGGGAGAAUAACCGAGGAGGGACUGCGGGCUCACGUUGACCCGCAGAGGACUCUGUGCUACCUGUGUGGACCUCCACCAAUGAUUGAAGCCAUUUCGAAAACCCUCACGGACUUCGGCCUCCCGAAAGACAGAAUCCUGUUUGAGAAGUGGUGGUAGGACCUCCUGCGAGUCCCAGCACAGCCGAAUGAGUUGCCCUCCUGCCCUGUAUUCCUUUCGCUAGUCACCAGGGGGGCGAGAAGUACGUGGAGCGGAGAAAAUGGAGAGGAGCGGAAAUUUCCCGGUGAUCCAGAUAUUAAUGAGUAGACGAGGAAAUUUCUCCGGCAGUCCCCGAUGCCGCAGCCCGAUCCGCUCCAGACCGCCGGGACCGCCCACUCCUCGGCUCACGGCUGACUCACAAAGACAAUAGAGAUGAAUUUGAUUUCCUGUGAUUUAAACUCCGCAACUUCAGCGCUCACUUGAAGUGGAUAAUGAAUACAUUAUGUAAAUGUCACGUAGCUUCAGAUCCAUUUUCAUCUCUAUCAAGGACUGAGGAAGACUGGUACUUUUCUGAGCGGGUUUCACCCUGAAGUUUGCAGAUAUCUGUGCAAACAUAUGUAAGCGCAAUAGUGUGGCUUCUUUGAGAAGAAUGAUUUGCUCUUAUUGAACUCCAGAAAAAGCAGCGAGCCUUCCAAACUGUGAAGCUUGUUGCUUUGAAGUCUCAAGAACAUUGUAUUAUUUCACACUGUACACGAGUGUUUAGUGACUUUUCUUUCAUCACAGUACCUCAGCUGACUUUUCAAAAAGCUGUUUUCCUGAAUUGUGAUACUGUGUGUGUGUGUGUGUGUGUACGGAUUGUUUCUUCUGAAACCGUUUGGCGGACGAGCUGGAGUUGAGUUCCAUCGGCCGCUUUUCACAUUUCACACUCCCGAGUGGGUUUUUAAAAGUGGGAACUUGACAAUCUCCCACAUUCUGGCAAACAUUUCACCUCUCUUCACUCACUGCUAGGUGCGUACGCAGCGCCCAGGUCAUAUACAGUCUCUUCUUCCAUCUCUCACACACACACACCCAUAAACUGUUUCUCAUCCCAGGGUGGAGUAAGUCUCCCAUGGUGCCCUGUAAUGGAACCUCCAGGUGGUCUCUGAUUGGCUCAGAUCGCUGAACAUCCCUCGGAGAUGGUAGCGAGCGCCUUGCUGCCGUCUCUCUGUGGGGGGUUGCGCUGUUGAGACUCAUUUUUGAGUUGUUUCUGCAUUUCUUCCUCAUGCGAGGAAAAGUGUUUACGACGAUGACGUGCUAUUCAAAGGAAAUAAAGGAAAUCGAGUCAAUCUGGCUUCAAAGCACUUUUAUUGACCUUGCUUCUAUAUUAAGACAGGUACAUGAUGCACUACUACACAACACAGUAAGUACUACUUAAGUGAUUUCAACACAUUUUGUGGCGUCGGUUCAAUGAAACGAUAGCAAAAAUAGUGACUUGGCCA
This is a messenger RNA of Salarias fasciatus (jewelled blenny), 2385 nucleotides long. It is a transcript of the gene oxnad1, whose product is annotated as oxidoreductase NAD-binding domain containing 1. Gene Ontology annotation, molecular function: oxidoreductase activity. The record is from RefSeq and is a predicted model, not a curated record. The coding region runs from base 143 to 1087 and encodes 314 amino acids. The transcript has 8 exons. Gene Ontology annotation, cellular component: mitochondrion. NCBI's taxonomy places the organism in Eukaryota, Metazoa, Chordata, Actinopteri, Blenniiformes, Blenniidae.